AUGUGGGGAGUGUUCUGGCCAGAAGAAACUCAGUUUACAUCCACUGAAGAUUGUGAGUUUGGCAUGAACAAUGUACCUGCUGACAGUCAGAGAGCAGAUUCUCUUUUCAGAUGUAUUGUGUGUGGGAAGACUUACAAGUUGCAGAGUUCUCUAGCUAGACAUAUUAAGUAUGAAUGUGGAAAACCACAGCAGUUUCAAUGCCCAUACUGUGACCAUAAAUGCCAUCUCAAGAGCAAUCUGAAUAGGCAUAUACGGCAUCUACAUUUGUACUGGCCAGAACGGACUCAGAUCUUGACAACUGAAGAUUGUGAGUCUGGCAUGGAUGGUGUACAACCUUACACAGUGAGAGCAGAGUCUCAUUGGAGGUGUUUUGUAUGCUACAAGACUUACAAGUUGCAGAGUUCUCUGACUAGGCAUAUGAAGUAUGAAUGUGGAAAACCACAGCGGUUUCAGUGCCCUUAUUGCAACAAAAAAACUCAUCUUAAGAUGGCUGAAUCAUGGAAGAAAAUUCAUUUGGUUUGUAGCAGUUUUCUGGGUACAAUUGUUGUUACCGAUUGA
Schistocerca serialis cubense is the source of this 558-nucleotide messenger RNA. Its product is annotated as longitudinals lacking protein, isoforms N/O/W/X/Y-like. The transcript has 4 exons. Gene Ontology annotation, cellular component: nucleus. Gene Ontology annotation, molecular function: DNA-binding transcription factor activity, RNA polymerase II-specific; RNA polymerase II transcription regulatory region sequence-specific DNA binding. The record is from RefSeq and is a predicted model, not a curated record. The coding region runs from base 1 to 558 and encodes 185 amino acids. Gene Ontology annotation, biological process: regulation of transcription by RNA polymerase II. Lineage: Eukaryota; Metazoa; Arthropoda; Insecta; Orthoptera; Acrididae.